Messenger RNA from Vollenhovia emeryi, 492 nucleotides. RefSeq names its product endocuticle structural glycoprotein SgAbd-8-like. Lineage: Eukaryota; Metazoa; Arthropoda; Insecta; Hymenoptera; Formicidae. Bases 36 to 434 code for a protein of 132 amino acids. The transcript is spliced from 2 exons. Gene Ontology annotation, cellular component: chitin-based extracellular matrix. Gene Ontology annotation, molecular function: structural constituent of chitin-based larval cuticle. The record is from RefSeq and is a predicted model, not a curated record.
UUGGAUCGACAGAUUCGAGCCACCCGCACAACAAAAUGAAAUUUCUCAUUGUGUCCCUCGCUCUAGUUGCUGCCGCUCUAGCGCAGCACCAACAAUACCAGCAGCAACAGCCGGUGGCCAUCCUGAAACAAGCGCAGGACAUCUCGCCGGAAGGAUCCUACCAUUACGCCUACGAGACCGAGAACGGAAUUGCCGCUACCGAGCAGGGCUCGCCGCAGCCCGUUGGACCCAAGGGCAAUCCCGCAAUCAUUGCCCAGGGCCAGUUUCAGUACACCGCUCCCGACGGCACUCCCAUCGCCGUCCAGUACACGGCCGACGAGACCGGCUUCCACCCGCAGGGCACCCACCUGCCGGUCGCUCCACACGUGCCCGAGCUGAUCCAGAGGGCCGUCGAUUACAUUCUAGCCCACCCGCAGCCCGAAAAUCAGCAAUAAACGAUCAGCGACAUUUAGCAACAUCUCUGGACAAAGCGCCUACCUCUCGAGCCACGAA